AUAGAUGUUCCCGCGAAACCUGACUUAAUGGCGCAUUCAAAUAAAAACAAAGCAGGUCCUGUAACAGUAACAAUUUUAUUUGAAUCCAGAAGUUUAUUUUAAAUUAAAAUGGUUUAACUACCUGAAGUGUGUAUGAAAUGUUGACGGAGAAUAUUAAGGAAGAUAUUUACGAUGUUGUAGCUUCGGAGAGAGUAUUAAUUAUUGUUGCAUUAGACGUCGAUGCAUUAUGUGGAUGCAAAAUACUUAAAUUACUUCUUCAGCAAGACAACACUCAAUAUACUGUCAUACCUGUCAGUGGUAAAGAUGAGCUAAAAACUAUAUAUAAUGAACACAAAGAUCAAAUAAAGCAUUUCUUUCUUAUUAAUUGUGGAGGAAAUAUUGAUUUGUUAGCAAUGCUGGAAGCUGAAGAAGACACAAAGUUUUAUGUUGUUGAUAGCCAUCGCCCUCUUGAUUUGAAUAAUGUAUAUCGAGAUCAAAUAAAAGUUAUAAUCAAAGACGGUGACAAUACAUUAGAUGAAAUACCUGAGGCUGAGAAAGUCAUAGAAUUUGAAGAAGAUGAAGACGAGUCAUCUGAAAAUGAAGAUGAUACUGAUCAACCUUCUUCUAAACGUCAACGAACUGGUGAUAUUUCAUACUUAGAGAAAAAGGUGAAAAAAAAGAAAUGGGCUUCUGAAAGAGAUCAAAUUUUAGAAGAAUAUUACGAAUCUUCUUAUUAUGGAUCCAGUACUGCAAUGGUUCUGUAUGAUCUUGCAUGGAAAUUAUCAAAAGACAACAACCAUCUACUUUGGCUUGCUAUUGUUGGUUUGACAGAACAAUAUUUGUUUGCAAAGAUAGACAGAGACAAGUAUUUCAGUGAUUUCAAUAGUCUGAGAGAUCAUGUGUUGCGCCACAAUAUAACUGAUGAAGAACAUACACUUUCAAUUGAUUGCAUGAAAAUUUCAUUUGAAAACGAACUCAGGUUGGAUUUGUAUCGACAUUGGUCAAUAUUUGAGAGUUUUUUUAAUUCACAGUAUACAUCAUGUUGUUUACGGUUAUUCACAAUGAAAGGAAAAAAGAAACUUCAUGAAAUGCUGGCAGAUAUAGGCGUGCCCAUAGCUCAGUGCAAACAAAAGUUUACCUCAAUGAGUAUUGAAUUUCGUACUAAUGUCAAAGAAUGGAUUGAAGAACUAGCUGCAAAAUAUAAUUUGGAUGACUUAACAUAUGGUUCUUUUGUUUCACAACAUGGUUAUAAACAUAAAUUUUGUGCUGCUGAUGUUGUCUAUGCAAUUACAGCUCUACUUGAAUACUCAAAAGGAGAUCACAGCUUUUCAGAAAACUUUAUUGAUGCGUUUGAUGCAUUAACAAGGACUAAUAUAGACAAGUUAAUUGAUGGUAUUGAAUUAGCAAAGUUGCAGGUCACAUCACUAGUUUUGCAAGUUCGUUCAUUUAUUGAUUCACAUCAAGUUGUUUGUGCUGGACCUUUUUUAUAUGCUCACAUGCUUGAGGGUGCUUCAAAUGUCCACAUGUUUUCAAAGCCUACAGUUAUUGCAAGAUUAGCUCGUUUUACAUUAGAGGCUUACAGCGUCAUGACUAAAAAUAAACGAGCUCGAAGUCUGCCUAUGAUUAUCGCUGUUCCUUAUAAUGCAACAGAAGGUACAAGCCUGUUAGUUGGAGUACCUCCUGUCAAUGAUUUAUCAAUGAAAAGCUUUUUUGGAGCAGCAUUUAAACAAGCCAGCGAGAAAACAAAAUCGAGAGUGGUUUAUAACUUUUUUGAUCCUACAGUGAUUGAAAUUAAAACUGAAGACCGUAGCAAGUUUUUUGAUAACCUUGCAGCCAUUAUGGCAUAACAUGUUAUCAAAAUUUUGUAAAUGAUCUUCCAUUAUAUACCCGAUCAGAAUAAAAAUGAUCACUACAAAGAGU
This is a messenger RNA of Hydra vulgaris (swiftwater hydra), 1899 nucleotides long. RefSeq names its product cell division control protein 45 homolog. Gene Ontology annotation, biological process: mitotic DNA replication preinitiation complex assembly; double-strand break repair via break-induced replication; DNA replication initiation. The record is from RefSeq and is a predicted model, not a curated record. Gene Ontology annotation, cellular component: DNA replication preinitiation complex. Gene Ontology annotation, molecular function: single-stranded DNA binding; DNA replication origin binding; chromatin binding. Lineage: Eukaryota; Metazoa; Cnidaria; Hydrozoa; Anthoathecata; Hydridae.